GAAGUGUGCUACACUACCGGGAGUACCCACUCCCGGCUUCGGCGGAGAUGGUGCGGGGUCGUUGACAUUCGGACUACCCGGGGAGGGCCGGGGCCUUUGGGUCUUUGGUAACGGGUGGAAGCGACCGUAGGCUCCAGAACUGCUUGUUUCGGCGGUAGACGCAACGUACUGACCUUGGCCGCUGCUCUUUCGCUGCUCUUGCUGACCUUGGCCCAGGGUCGAAGCCGAUGGCAGCUUGGGGCGCCCUCAGCUUGAGCAGGGCCGCUGCCCCUUGCUUGCGGGCACGAGUCCCCGGGGCCCGGGCGGCUCUUCCGCGCGCCCCACUGGCCUCCUGGCCUGAGACCUCGGGCUGCAGCCCCUCUCAGGGUAGGACGCUGCACCUCACCGCGGCGGUCCCCGCCGGGCACAACAAAUGGUCCAAAGUCCGGCAUAUCAAGGGUCCCAAGGACACUGAAAGAAGUCGCAUCUUCUCCAAGCUCUGUUUGAGCAUCCGCCUAGCGGUUAAAGAAGGAGGCCCCAACCCUGAGCUCAACAGUAAUCUGGCCAGCAUCUUGGAAGUGUGUCGCAGCAAACACAUGCCCAAGUCAACAAUUGAGGCAUCGCUGAAAAUGGAGAAAACCAAGGAUGUUUAUUUGCUGUAUGAGGGUCGAGGCCCUGGUGGCUCUUCUCUGCUCAUUGAAGCAUUAUCUAACAGUGGCUCCAAGUGCCAUUCAGACAUCAAACAUAUCCUGAACAAGAAUGGGGGAAUGAUGGCUGAAGGAGCUCGCCACUCCUUUGACAAAAAGGGGGUGAUUGUGGUUGGAAUGGAGGACAGAGAGAAGAAAGCUGUGAACCUAGAGCGUGCCCUGGAGCUGGCAAUCGAAGCAGGAGCUGAGGAUGUCAAGGAAACUGAAGACGAAGAGGAAAAGAACAUUUUUAAAUUUAUUUGUGAUGCUUCUUCACUGCAUCAAGUGAGGAAGAAGCUGGACUCCCUGGGCUUGUGUUCUGUGUCCUGUACGCUAGAGUUCAUCCCCAACACAAAAGUGCGACUGGCUGACCCCGACCUGGAGCAGGCUGCUCAUCUCAUCCAGGCUCUCGGCAACCACGAGGACGUGAUCCAGGUCUAUGACAACAUUGAGUAACUGGGCUCCUUCCAAGGCAACUGGCAGCCUAUUCUGGAGAACAGGCUUCUGUAGCAUCCUCUGAGACUGAAGCAGGUGGGGGGCCUAGCAGGUUAGGAGGCAUAAGACCAAGACUGCAGCUCUGUGGCCAAGGGAAUCACCACAUCUCCGUGGGGCCUCUUUAUCAGCCCUGCUGAGGUCUCAGAGCCCUCCUGGAUGAGUGCCCCCACUCCCUCCUCAAUGCGGGGUGGAGCCAGCUAGCUGAUCAGACUCUGAUCUCAGAAAGUUGGCCUUUGCCGGGAUGGUAGGUGCCCGGAGGGCCCAUGUACUAGAAACUGCUCGGAAAUAAUAAGAGUGAUUGAUCUGG
Molecule: messenger RNA, 1467 nt
Organism: Equus quagga
Lineage: Eukaryota; Metazoa; Chordata; Mammalia; Perissodactyla; Equidae
Product: translational activator of cytochrome c oxidase 1
Exons: 5
Coding region: 228-1121 (297 amino acids)
Cellular component (GO): mitochondrion
Source: RefSeq, a predicted model, not a curated record